AAACAAACUAAUAGAGUGAAAUGAUCAUCAAUCCAAAAGUCCUCCCUAUUAUUUUAUAUUUUGCAGCAAUACUUAAAUCCCCGAACUGGAUCAUCGGUAUUAUUAGUGCCUAACAAACAAAAGUAGCUGUUGUAGGCCACUGAACCACAGCUUACUAAAAGGCUUUCCAAAGUUGCACUCCAAACCGUUUAACGACUAUCAAGUUAGGUGACCCAAACAACAUUGCCAAAUAACACCUGGACCUUUGACACCUUUUUUCUGCUCUAUUUUUCCAAUGUCAAACACAUUCAUGCAUUCUUUAAAUACCUAAGCCUCAAAUUGAAACUGCAUCAAAUCACAUCUUCUGUUAGAGAAAUUCUUUUCUACAGCAUACCCAUCCUUGCCAAAACCAGCAUCUCAUUUCACUUUGUUCAGGACACCACAGCAAUGGAGCAAAAGAAUGCAUUGAUUGCUCUGAUGGUUGUGAUUACAGCAGCAGGGAAUUGCAUGGUUAUGGCACAGACACCCUCUUCAGGCUGCACAACUUCUCUUCUGGGUUUAUCUCCCUGUAUCAAUUUUUUCACUUCCAAAAGUGGAAUCAGUGCCCCACUGGGCUGCUGCACUGCUUUCGCUUCAUUUGUGGAAUCAAGUGCAACAUGUGCCUGCCAAUUCUUAGCUUUCAUGCCUACCAAUUCCUCUCCUCUUCCCAUUCCCUCGGGCCUUCCAAUUAACCAGACUCAACUUCUCAACCUCCCUGGCAUAUGCCAAGUUGAUACCCCACAGUGCCAAGGUGCAGGUGCAGGUGCAGGUGUAGCCCCAACGGCUUCUCCAGAUGCUUCUGUUGAGACAACCGGAUCAACGGGUGAGGCUCAGACUCCGGCUCAAUCAGCAGGUUUCCCGUUAACUCCAUCUGCAGUUGGGGCUUUGCCUCCUAGUCAAGUUCGAACCUCAGACGCGACAUCCUCAUUCAGGACCUCAUUUUUCAGUGCUUUUCUGGUGAUGAUUAUAGGGAGCUUUCUGUUAUGAACAGUGAUACCAAUAGUGGAUUUUGGCAUGGUGUUCCUGACUACUUUCAAUACUGCAUUUUCAGAAUUUCUUCAUUCUUUAUAAUAAGAAGACUCUACUAAAUAAAACAUCCCAUUUGUAAUUUAGUCUCAUUUUUUCAAUCUCUGCCCUAGAGAUAAUCUGCCACCUCGUUUUUCUGGCGUGGCUGAAUGUAUUUAGAGGGAUGAUUUUCUCUGUCAACUUUGUUUGCUAUAGUUUUGAUGGGUUCUAUCAAUAUCUUUAUUACUUUAUUAAAUAUCUUUAUCAAUGAUU
Cryptomeria japonica (Japanese cedar) is the source of this 1296-nucleotide messenger RNA. Its product is annotated as non-specific lipid-transfer protein C6. NCBI's taxonomy places the organism in Eukaryota, Viridiplantae, Streptophyta, Pinopsida, Cupressales, Cupressaceae. The record is from RefSeq and is a predicted model, not a curated record. Bases 427 to 1005 code for a protein of 192 amino acids. The transcript is spliced from 3 exons.